Molecule: messenger RNA, 1374 nt
Organism: Lachancea nothofagi CBS 11611
Lineage: Eukaryota; Fungi; Ascomycota; Saccharomycetes; Saccharomycetales; Saccharomycetaceae
Source: the annotation of a GenBank genome assembly
AUGAUUUUAUGUGAUGCCUUCGAUACAAAACUCUCAAAACCUACAUAUUCAUUCAAUACUACUCUAAUCGAUAUAGUAUUCUUGGUAGCUAGGCCUAUUUCAAAUAUGACACCAGACCAUGAUAAUGUCAAGAAACCUAGAAGGAGAUUUGUGGGGUCCAAAACGGGCGAAAAGGUUAACACUACGAAGAACGAGCGAGGAGAUGAAAUAGUAGCAAAACCUAGAGCAAGAACAAACAUAAGACGUGCGAUCAACCAAAUUCCUGAUGAAAUCAUGGAAGAUGAGGCUCUGAAUGAAGCCAUUAAGUUGUUGCCGUCAAAUUAUAAUUUUGAAAUUCACAAAACAGUAUGGAAUAUCCGAAAGCACAAUGCCAAAAGGAUUGCACUUCAAAUGCCCGAAGGCCUGCUGAUAUAUGCGCUAGUGAUCAGCGAUAUUUUGGGUCAAUUUUGCGACUGCGAAACUAUAGUCAUGGGUGACGUAUCGUACGGGGCGUGCUGUAUUGACGACUUUACUGCCAGAGCUUUAGACUGUGAUUUCAUCGUUCACUAUGCACACUCCUGCUUGGUCCCCAUUGACCUGACUCAAAUAAAGGUUUUAUAUGUUUUCGUGACUAUUAACAUCGACGAAUCCCAUUUGAUCAAGACUCUGCAGAAGAACUUUGCCAGCGGUUCCCGCAUUGCUACCUUCGGGACAAUUCAGUUUAAUCCCACCAUUCACAGUAUAAAGGACAAACUUCUGGAUGCAGAGAAAAUGCUUUACAUCAUUCCUCCACAAAUCAAGCCACUUUCCAAAGGGGAAGUCCUCGGAUGCACUUCUCAAAGACUUGACAAGAGCCAAAUUGAUGCUAUGAUAUAUGUUGGAGAUGGGAGGUUUCAUCUUGAAAGUGCUAUGAUACACAAUCCUGAAAUUCCUGCUUAUCGAUAUGACCCUUACAGCAGAAAGUUCACUAUUGAGAAAUACAAUCAAAAACAAUUAGUACAAGUGAGAACAGAAGCGCUAAGCAUCUCCAAAAGAGGCAAAACAUUUGGGUUGAUCUUAGGUGCCUUAGGUCGCCAAGGUAAUCUUGCCACGGUUACCAAUUUGGAGCAAAAAUUGAAAGCCGCUGGUAAAAAUGUUUGCAGGAUCAUCCUAAGUGAAAUAUUUCCUCAAAAGCUUGCGAUCUUUGAUGAUAUAGAUGUCUUCGUUCAGGUAGCAUGUCCAAGGUUAUCCAUAGACUGGGGCUAUGCCUUCAAUAAACCACUUCUUACACCAUAUGAAGCGAAUGUACUACUGGAGGAAGAUCAAAUGUUCAAUGAAAACUUUUACCCAAUGGACUACUAUGAAGCAGACGGGUAUGGACGGGGUAAGAUUCCUACCCGUCAAAUUAAUAUUUAA